Messenger RNA from Leguminivora glycinivorella, 1202 nucleotides. RefSeq lists its product as uncharacterized. Gene Ontology annotation, biological process: septate junction assembly. NCBI's taxonomy places the organism in Eukaryota, Metazoa, Arthropoda, Insecta, Lepidoptera, Tortricidae. The transcript is spliced from 3 exons. The record is from RefSeq and is a predicted model, not a curated record. The coding region runs from base 129 to 626 and encodes 165 amino acids.
UCGUCCCUAUCUUAUAAUAGCUGUUCGAGUCAAGCAUCAAAGCAUUCGACGCUUUAUAUGCAGCUUGCGUCUAUAAUUAUCCCUCUGUUUACUACUCGAACUUUGUGGCUUAGCUACCGCGCCGUAAGAUGUGGGCGUUGGCUGUAGGACACGGGAAUAUCCGUAAAACCCAGGAUGUUGUGGUGACACUGUAUAGUCCGAGGACCAUCUUGCAGUAUGGUGACGUCAUGAACGACUCAAUCGAUGAGCUUUUAACAAUAGCAUGCCUAGUGCUCCACCACUACAGUUACGACCUAACAGACGUGCCUACACUGAUCCUAUGCUCCGGGACGUAUGUCGGCUUCAUAGUCGUGCUUUCUGGAGAAAUUGUUGGCGAGGCGGUGUCAGCGACAUCAGACGCGUUCGUAGACGCGUGGUGGUCGUGCGCCGGCGCCGUGCUGUUCGGCGCGUGCGGCGCGCUCACGCUGCUGGGCUGGCGCGACGUGCCCGACUGCCCGCGCCGCACGCAGGCGCGCGCCGCCGCCAUGUGCUCCAUCGCCGCCACCGUGCUGCUCAUCGUUGACGCCCUGCUGGCGCUCUGCGCCGUCGACAAGGACGACCUCAGUUCUAAGAGCAGGGCUAAAUAAACGCUUUAGAAUGGAUGUAGUUCCGCAAAAACGUUCCAAUCCACAUGAAAUUGUGUCGCUUAACUUCAAUCUUUUGUAAAUCUAUUCUGAUUAUAGUUGAUUAUCUUUCAGAUCAUAAUAUAUUUUUUUAUAUAAUCAACCUUAAAGCAGAAUGGAUUUACCCACGUUUGAAGUUAAGCUACACAAUUAUUGUCAUUAAGUUUUAGACCUUGUAUGAAAUACGAAAGUCUUUCAUUUCGAAGACAAUUUCAGAUGGAUUGGUAUAUAUGUUUCUGCGUAACUACAAAACGUAAAGUUACUAAACUUACUAAUGUAAUGUUAUUAAUAUAAUCUGGUCGCGAAAACUUAGCCCAUAUGGAACAUACCCAUAGAAAAAACAAGCUACAAGUAAUUUUGCAACGAUUCCUUGUGAUCGUUUAGAUAUUUUCGCGGCUAAAACUUUUUGUUUUAUAGUAUGUUUUUACUAUCCUUGUAUUAAAGUGUGUGCGCGUAAUUGUGAUCUCGUUCGGUUUGUAUUUGUUUAAAGAGUUCUGUUUUUGUCUGAUAAAAGGCUGUAAUUAAAAAUAUUGUACUAUA